ACACAAUUGUAUUGUUUCUGCCCAGAAAACUCACUGGGAAUAUGAUCGAUUUGAUACCAUCCUGCUGGAUAGCUAAGGAGGAAAAUAACACGUCCCGAUGCCAAUACCCUGGUUCAAGGGACUAUUCAAAAAUCCCGCAGUGGGUUACACAAAGAAAAGAAGCGGAAAAAGACUGGGAAUACUUUUCAAUAGAAAUAAUUGCGUACGCACAUAAUCUGAAACAAGGCAAAAGAAGACUGAGGCGGACGUUCGCCACAGCGGAGGUGCGCAGCACGGAUCAGGGGGAAAAAGAAAACGUAAUGCCCACACUUUUGAGCGAAAGUGACGUACAAGAAGAAUUAGAUAACGUUCAAUAUUUACACGCUGAUCCCUUAUUUUGUGAUAUGGAUAAAUUACUAACUCCAGCGCGCAGCGAAACAGAAACUGAAGGAGAUAGGAGCGAGGAGGAGAAUCAGCAGACGAGAAAAAAAAGGAAAACCACAUAUGGAGUCCUACAGGAAAAAGUGGACCGCUUGGAGGAAAAGUUAGACGUUAUUUUAAGAGCGAUCAAUUGUGCAAAGAGAAGCAUACAAUAUGACAUCGACAGAAAGCUAGACGCUUUAAAAAAUACCAUUACGAUUAAUCGUCUCGAACAUGCGGGCAGCCGUAACAUUGAUGAAAUUCGAACAUCGUUGGAAACAACGUUCCCCAUAACAAAUAUGCAAGACUUCCUGCAAUUUGAGGCAGCUAUUGCUGAUUCCGCGAAUAAGAAAACAGCUUUGAUUCAUUUAUUUAGACUACUGAUAUGUGGAGAGACGUGUCUAAGGAACAGUGUAAAAAAACUAAUGGUUGCAACCAUAAGUAAAGAAGUCCAAGCCGAAUACACAGCAUUCGGCAGGCACAUCAAUGGGAUUGGAAAGAAGGAUUUCAGCAAAACACACACCUUUUCGUGUAUAAAGGAUAUACUUAUAGAGAAAGGUGGUGCGCCUGAUGAAAUGAAAAGACUCUCCACCAUUUUCAGUCGUUGGUUUUCAGGAGUUGGUGACCGUGACGGAGGACGGAAACAACGACAAAGUUUAGCGACGAACACCUGAAAGUUCGUGAUAAUUCCUGCAAUAAAUACGUAGUUGUCAAUUUCGUUCCGGCCGACAGGAAAAAGCGGAUUUCACUGUUUCCGACAUCGAUUUGCGACGAUUUCGUCAAUGUUGUCAAGUCUUACAAUUAUUA
Molecule: messenger RNA, 1206 nt
Organism: Odontomachus brunneus
Lineage: Eukaryota; Metazoa; Arthropoda; Insecta; Hymenoptera; Formicidae
Exons: 6
Coding region: 42-1073 (343 amino acids)
Source: RefSeq, a predicted model, not a curated record